AUGGAUUCUCUGGCGUCCAUUCUGUUGCUUUUGGAAUUGCAAGAUGAAUUUAGUGGAUUGAAAAUUCCGGGUCGUUUGGCAAAACUUGGUUAUCCGUUCAAACCAAAUAAAAAAUACAAAGGAGCAGAUGCGUCACCAAUAAUUCAAACGUUGCUUGACCGUAUAAUUUUUACAGAUACGCUUCCUGGAGUUAAUAGGGCGCCUCCGGAAUUUUGGAGUGAUCAUUUGCAAGUGAUAUUGGAAGCAAUGAGUGAAAGCAAUCUUUCCGAUUCUUAUGAUCAUGGCCGCGUGAGCAAAAGAAAGAUGCUGGGCUUCGCGAUGGUUACUGUAUUACACUCACUUGCCAAGGGUGUCUUCGGUAAGGUCCCAGAAUUUCAAGAUGCACAAGAGGAGCAGACGACGUCGCCCGACGGUGAUGAAGGUUCACAACAACCUUCCCAACAAAAGGUGAAGGAGGCCUAUAGGCUGCUUGUGUAUGAAGAUGGUGUAGACCGGAUGGUUGAACUACUUCGGGAGAGUUCAUCCAUCGAUAACUGGCCUGAGCCUUUAAGCAGCUUGCUGGCAAAUGCUCGGUAUACAAUGGCACUCUUACUUCACUUUGUGUUUGUUGGUAAUAAUGUCGGUAUAUCUGCAAAUUUAAAUCAGGGAACUGCAGGUGUUGUGGAACGUAUAUACACAAGCAUGCCUUGGUUUCUUCUUCGUCAGGUGGUCAGGGUUGGCAAUGUAGGUUCCUUGGUAUCGGGACUGACACGGUUGUUUUUAAUAAAGCCAAUGUCGUGGUUUGGUAACAGCCGUAACCUGUUACAAAGCAUUUUGGCAGGCAUCUUGAAUGCGGAUGUGCACCAUGCUGACUCAGGAAUCGAUUCUAUCGAAUUGGAUUGGGAUGAUGACCCAUUGUGGCUAGAACAACGUGACGCUCUUCUGUGGUAUGUCGAAGACUUGGACCGUAUUCAACAAAUGGAAGUACGUGAGAAGAGUCUGAAGAAAAAAACAAAUAUCUGUGUUUGCAUUCUACAGGAGUAUCGGGCUCACUUAAACAAGCCGCCUCUUCCCGUACCUUCAGGCCCUGCAACUGGAAAUGACUCAUCGGAUUCUCAACAGGUUGAAGCGUCUGAGAACAAAUUUGACGAUGAUGAAUUUAGCGGUCAAACCACUUUUUCCCCGUUUUCGGAAGAGUGUGUGGAUGUGUCUAUGAGAUACCUGAAUGCUCUUCUCAUCAAACGCGAUCGCAAGAAGCUUACUAAGAUUCUUUGUGAUGACGAUAAGCUCUCAGAAGCGGUAAAGGUAAUUAUGAAUGUCUUCUGUGACUUUUUAUUCGAAGCUCAUCGUGCUGCCGAUUUCUCUCGGGCUAUUUAUGAUUACCAGUGUUUCCUUCACGACCUGAUUGCGAUCGCCAAAAAGCGUGCUGAACUACCGGAAUUUGUUGCACUUGUAGAUAAAUAUGCGCCAUGCUUUAUGCGAUUUGUUCAUUGUCUUGUCAAGAAUGCUCCAGAUUUGUGUAAAGAAUGGUGCGUCUGGUACGAUCAUUGUCUUUGUCAAUUUAGAGUUCAGACAAAACUGCAAGACGUUAGCUCAUGCGCUCGCAAGGCAUUUGACUCGCUGGACGAUGAAUCUAGAGAACGUGUAAAGAAGGAAAUUGCUGCUUACGAAGCAGCAUUGUUUGAGCGUAUGAAAGGCAGUGGUGAUGUUGCUCGUGAGUGGCUUUCUCACUUGUCUAUGAUGCAUGGUUCUGCUACGGUCACUCCCGAAUACGCAUUUUCCGAGCCUAGAAGACAGGUUCCCGGCUGUGAAUUUGGUUUGGAGUUUACUCGUGAAGUUCUUGUUCCUGUAUUUAGAGAACUCAUUUCGAAGGAUCCGGUUUCCGGCACUAUUUCUGCAGACGCACUUGCGAAGAAAUUAGAUACUGCCGCUGUAAUAACAAGUAAUGAUGUCGAUUGA
Molecule: messenger RNA, 1938 nt
Organism: Schizosaccharomyces japonicus yFS275
Lineage: Eukaryota; Fungi; Ascomycota; Schizosaccharomycetes; Schizosaccharomycetales; Schizosaccharomycetaceae
Product: fungal protein
Exons: 1
Coding region: 1-1938 (645 amino acids)
Source: RefSeq, a predicted model, not a curated record